Molecule: messenger RNA, 755 nt
Organism: Oryza sativa Japonica Group (Japanese rice)
Lineage: Eukaryota; Viridiplantae; Streptophyta; Magnoliopsida; Poales; Poaceae
Source: RefSeq, a predicted model, not a curated record
CAGCAGUGCGCUCUGCUUACCCGGCUGAUGGACGAACGGAACGCCGCCGCCGCUGCCGGGCUCGUUCGCGCGGGUCUCCUCGUUCUCACCCUCACCUCCGGCGCAGCGAUCUACCGGGCAGCCGGCGACGCCGGCGCGAUCGCUUUCGUGGCGACCAGCUACGCCACGCUUCUCCUCCUCUUCCGUUACCUUCGCGCCUACGAGCUUGCGGCCGCCGCGGAGAGAGAGGGGCUCAGGCGCAAGGUGUGGUAUAUUUGCACCGUCGUUACCACGCUGUUCGCCUGGAAGGUUGCCGGCGUGAUGCCUCCGGCCGCCGCCGCCGCCGUCUGGCUCCUCGCCGUCGCCACCUCCGCCGGUGGCUUCGUCGUCCUGUUCCACCACCGCCGCCGUCCAUGAUUAGUUUAGUACUGUACGUGGCGUAUCAGUCCAGUGUUGCUACAUAUACGUACGUACGGAUCGACUUCACCCUUGCGUUGCAUAUUCAUUCGAUUGACGAUUGGCUGUGAAUUUGUAAUUGGGAGUAUACAUGCAUCGAAAGAAUUUCAGGAACAGGUUAUGUACUUAUGGGAAGAUCGUUAUAUGUAUAUGUCUUCUGAAUUUCUGAUCGAUUGGAUUUCUCUAGCUGGCUAGCUGAAAUGGUAUUGUAGAUCUUGGAGCUUUCAAGCACCAAGCCUGUCUCAUCUUUGGAUCAAAUUAAUGGCUCAUUGCUGUUGUUAUUGCUGUUUUCAAAGGAUUGAAUAAUUUUUGUGGGGCAA